Anopheles cruzii is the source of this 792-nucleotide messenger RNA. RefSeq lists its product as uncharacterized. The record is from RefSeq and is a predicted model, not a curated record. The transcript is spliced from 2 exons. Lineage: Eukaryota; Metazoa; Arthropoda; Insecta; Diptera; Culicidae. Bases 150 to 419 code for a protein of 89 amino acids.
GCGCCGAAAAGCCUCGUAGCACACUCUGCGCCGAGCCGGUUCCGAGGUUGCGAAGAUUGCGCAAAGGCACAGCCGUUUCAGUUUCUGUUCAGUUCAAGCCGACAGCUUGCUUGACGGUAGGGCGGGCAAGCCCCGACAGUGGUUCGAAGAUGCAGCUUCUGAAGCGGAACCGAGCCGCCAAUCCGAGCUGCGUCAUUAGCAUCCAGAGCGGCGUAGAGGAGGUGCAAGACGCAAAGGUGCACGAGGAGUGCGAUUUUCUGGUGGAUGUCCUCACCGGCAAGAGUUCCGUUACGCCGGAUUUUUGCUGCAAGGUGCUGUAUAUGAUCCUCUGCACCUGUUUCACGACCGAAUCGCGCCAGAAGCGCUCCACGGCGGCGAUCGAGCAGCAACGCCAACCAACGACCUACCAGACCAUCUGAGCCGCUCUUAAGCACGCCGCAGCCAAAGUGUGAAGUGAAACUGCGAUCGUACAGGAAGAGAAACCUUCGCCCAAUUACGGUGUGCGUUCCACUUGGUGGAACGUUUCGGUGAGCCCCAGAGUGUUUCCGUAAUCGCGGCUCAUCAACGUGAUCGUGGAAGUGCCUGGAAUAAGAAAUAGUGCAAUAUGACCUUCUCUGCUCCUAGGAAUUUACAUUCGUCCGUAACACAGCAUGAGACGUCAACGCCUCCGAUUAGGAUUAGUAGAGCAGCGAAUUAGGAUUAGUAGAGUUGUGGUCAUGCUCCGACCAGCUCCGUCGUAGUCAUUAUCUGUAAUGCAGUUUUUUGUCAGUGAUUCACUACUGAGCCCCUAAA